Acanthamoeba castellanii str. Neff is the source of this 804-nucleotide messenger RNA. RefSeq lists its product as uncharacterized. NCBI's taxonomy places the organism in Eukaryota, Discosea, Longamoebia, Acanthamoebidae. The transcript is spliced from 4 exons. The record is from RefSeq and is a predicted model, not a curated record. The coding region runs from base 1 to 804 and encodes 267 amino acids.
AUGCAGCAGUCCACAGCAGUGCCGCCUCCCCGUCCCAAGAACCCGCCCCCGAUCGAGGGACCCUUCUCUCGCCAGGCCGCGAGCUCGAGCGAGUCGCGCUCCUCGUUUUCGUCGCCUUCGCUGUCGGCCGUGAGCCAUCCAUCUUCAGCACGUAAUGAUGGCGUCGGGGCGGAAGAAGAAAAGAAGGAGGGACCGCGCAUGCGGGUGGCGCGGGCCUCCUACGGCGCGGGGACCGUGCUGGCCGACGUCACCGACACGCUGCAGCGCAUGGCGGACGAGGCCGGCGGGCUCACCCUCGACGCCUUUGGCUACAAGGGUCUCAGGCCCAACGGCUGCAUGAACGCCCUCUUUGGUGAUCCCGUGCCUGGCCGCGACAAGCAGCUUCUCUUCUCGUACGAGAUCCUGGGGUGCCGUCUCCAUCUCAUCACCACGCCCGAAGACAAGAAGUUGAAGUUGACGAUGGAGCACAUGUAUCGGAAGGUGAUGGGCGGCUCCCCGCCUGACGAGGCCAAGCUCGUCGCCGUCGAGAUUCUCAAGGCCACCUACGGCCGCGGCAACAACGUGCACGAUGUCACCUUGAUCCUUCGGGACAUGCUCGCCGAACAAGGAGGGCGUGGGCUGGUCGCGUUCGGGUACAAGGUGAAGCCCAAUGGGUGCAUGAACAAGGCCUUUGGCGAUCCGUGCCCGGGCGAGGACAAGACCCUGGCCAUCGAGUACCGGUGGCGGACCUCCCUGCUGGCCCACGCCGUCGACGAGGACAAGAAGCUCUCCCUCUCCUUCGAGAAGAUGCGACCACUUCUCUGA